AUGGCCGACCCGACUCAAAGACGAUAUCGUGGGAGUGGCAAGCUCAGUGAUUAUGAGAUCAUGACGGAGCGAUUGGGCGAGGGCACAUUUGGUGUGGUCUCUAAGGCUCGGUCGAAGCGCACAGGACAGGUUGUCGCGCUGAAAAAGAUUUUGAUGCACAAUGAAAAAGACGGCUUCCCAAUCACCGCACUGCGCGAGAUCAAAUUGUUGAAGAUGCUCUGUCAUCCGAACAUUCUCCGUCUCGAGGAGAUGGCAGUCGAACGGAAUCAGAUCGAUGAAAAGGGUAAGACGGGCAAGAAGCGCGCGACACUGUACAUGGUUACACCAUAUAUGGAUCAUGACCUGAGUGGUAUGCUCACGAACCCCGAUAUCAAAUUUUCCGAAGCGCAGAUCAAAUGCUAUCUGCACCAGCUUCUAGAAGGGGUUCGUUAUCUUCACGAUUCUCAUAUUCUGCAUCGUGAUAUGAAGGCUGCCAAUAUCCUCAUCUCAAAUAGAGGAAUCCUUCAAAUCGCAGAUUUUGGUCUUGCUCGGCAUUACGACGGACCAACUCCCCAGCCAGGACAUGGAAAUGGAACGGCUGUGAGGGAAUACACAAGUCUCGUAGUCACGCGAUGGUAUCGACCACCGGAGCUUCUCCUCACACUCAAGCGAUACACACCUGCUAUUGACAUGUGGGGUGUCGGCUGUGUCUUUGGAGAAAUGUUCGAACAAAAGCCAAUCCUGGAAGGUCACACCGAUAUGAACCAAUGCGAGAAAAUCUUCCGGCUUGUGGGACACCCGUCAGAACUCACAAUGCCGGGCUGGACCGAACUUCCCGGCUGCGAAGGGCGUAAAGAAUGGGAAGUAACGCCACGACCUGAAAUUGACCGGCGGUUCGGUAGAAUCGGGCCGCAGGGAUUAAAUCUGCUGAAGCAAUUACUCUGCCUCGACUGGCGGAAACGAAUUAACGCAUUUGAUGCUCUACAGCACGAAUACUUCACGGUCGCGCCUCUCCCUGCAAAGCCCGGCGACCUGCCUACUUACGAAGACAGUCACGAACUUGAUACUCGUCGUGGCAAGAAAGAAAAGCAGCAGCGCGCCGCACUGCCUCCGGCUCCUGCGGGUGGCACUGUCGGCAUGGGACCCGAAGAUUAUCAAGGCCAGGCAUAUCCGGGCGGAUACGGAUACAAUAACGACCGGGCACCUCGCGGUUAUGGUCGCGAGAGAGGUCCGCCUCCCCGAGGCUAUGAUGAACCACGCUACAACGAGAAUUACCGCGAACGUGACCGGGCCUCACGCGAACGCGACCCGCGAGAUCGGGAUCCUCGAGACCGGGACCCCAGAGACCGGGACCGCGAUCGAGGCUACCCUGGUCCCGGACGUGAUCGCGACGACCCACCUCCCAUACGAAGAACGCGGAGCCGGAGUCCCGAAAGAGAGAGGAGGGAGCGACUGCAGAACAGGGAGAGGGAGAUGUACAGGAGGUGA
Molecule: messenger RNA, 1467 nt
Organism: Dissoconium aciculare CBS 342.82
Lineage: Eukaryota; Fungi; Ascomycota; Dothideomycetes; Mycosphaerellales; Dissoconiaceae
Product: Pkinase-domain-containing protein
Exons: 3
Coding region: 1-1467 (488 amino acids)
Biological process (GO): protein phosphorylation
Cellular component (GO): nucleus
Molecular function (GO): cyclin-dependent protein serine/threonine kinase activity; ATP binding
Source: RefSeq, a predicted model, not a curated record